Sinocyclocheilus grahami is the source of this 261-nucleotide messenger RNA. Its product is annotated as C-type lectin domain family 4 member C-like. The record is from RefSeq and is a predicted model, not a curated record. The coding region runs from base 1 to 261 and encodes 86 amino acids. The transcript is spliced from 2 exons. Lineage: Eukaryota; Metazoa; Chordata; Actinopteri; Cypriniformes; Cyprinidae.
AUGGCUUUAUCUGUGUUUAUAGGUGGAUGGAAGUGCCAUCAAUCCAGUCUUUACUUCAUUUCUUCUGAGACGAAGAAAUGGACCGAGAGCAGAAAAUACUGUACAAACAAAGGAGCAGAUCUGAUCAUCAUAAACAACAAAGAGGAACAAGAUUUUGUGAAGAACAUUUCUGGUGAUGCUAAAGUCUGGAUUGGUCUGACUGACCAAUCAGUGGAGGGCAGAUGGAAAUGGGUUGAUGGCAGCAAUGUGACCUUUAGGUGA